AUGGCUUAUUUAUCUGUAGUCGGGUCACAUGCAGUUAAUGGUGUAGCUCAAUUACAUAGUCGUUUACUUAAAUCUACAUUAUUUAAGGACUUUUAUGAGCUUAAUCCAGAAAAAUUUCAAAAUAAAACAAAUGGUAUAACACCACGUCGUUGGCUACUUUUAUGUAAUCCAGAUUUGUCUGAACUUAUUUCAAGUAAAAUUGGUGAUGAUUGGAUUACAGAUUUAUCAGAAUUAGCAAAAUUACGUGCUUAUAUUAAUGAUGAACAAUUUAUUCGUGAUGUUCAACACACCAAACUUGAAAAUAAAAAGCAUUUAGCUAAAGUUCUUCAACAUGAUUUUAAUAUAAAAGUUAAUCCAGAGACAAUAUUUGAUGUACAAGUAAAACGUAUUCAUGAAUAUAAACGACAAUUGCUAAAUUGUCUUCAUGUUAUUACACUAUACAAUCGUAUUAAAGAUAAUCCAAAUAUUGAUAUUGUACCACGUACAGUUAUUUUUAGUGGAAAGGCUGCACCUGGUUAUCUACUGGCGAAAUUAAUUAUCAAACUAAUAUGUAAUAUUGCACGUACAAUUAGUGAUGAUUCAGCAGUUGGUGAUCGUCUGAGGGUUCUUUUUCUUGAAAAUUAUCGUGUUAGUCUUGCUGAAAAAAUUAUUCCGGCCGUUGAUUUAUCUGAACAAAUAUCAUUGGCUGGUUUGGAAGCAUCAGGUACAGGUAAUAUGAAAAUGAUGCUCAAUGGAGCAUUAACCAUUGGUACAUACGAUGGUGCAAAUGUUGAAAUAGAUGAAGAAGUUGGACGUGAUAAUAUAUUUAUAUUCGGUAUGACAGUUGAAGAAGUUGAUGCAUUACGUGAAAAAGGAUACAAAUCGAAGGAAUAUUAUGAACAUGAACCGGAAUUAAAACGAGCAUUAGAUCAAAUACGAGAUGGAUUUUUUUCACCUGAAGAUCCAAAUCUAUUUGCUGAUAUUAUUAAAAAUCUACUUGAAUUAAAUGAUCAUUAUAUGUUGCUUGCAGAUUAUGCCGAAUAUGUGAAAGCACAAGAACGUGUUGAACAACUUUACAAAAAUCAAAUCGAAUGGACAAAAAAAUGUAUUUUAAACAUAGCUGGAGCAGGCAAAUUUUCAUCGGAUCGGACGAUUACUGAAUAUGCUAAAGACAUUUGGAAUGUUACGCCAUUAAAGCCAAAAUUAUCAGAACAUCAUCAUGACCGACCAGGCAUCAAACAUAAAAUCGAACAAAUUGAAAUGAAUCAAGCGACUAUUCGACGUGAAGAUUAUUAA
This is a messenger RNA of Rotaria sp. Silwood2, 1275 nucleotides long. The record is from the annotation of a GenBank genome assembly. Lineage: Eukaryota; Metazoa; Rotifera; Eurotatoria; Philodinida; Philodinidae.